UGAAACCUCUCACAGUUCCGCGACUUCCGUAAAUCUUCGUGUUCAUCGGGGAGAGAGAGAGAGAGAGAGCGAUCGAGCUGAGAUUUCUUCGCAAUUGUGAUCCUGAAAAUACAAAAACUUAGUGUAUGACAAGUUUGUGUAACAACAAUUUGAUGAUUUCAGGGCAAAAAGAGGCAAAGAUUGGGCGGAGGAAUAGGGCGGCGGUGGUGGUUCUCGGCGAUUUUGGCCGCAGUCCUCGAAUGCAAUACCAUGCCCUUUCUCUUGCUCGUCAGGCAUGUUUGGAGGUGGAUAUUGUUGCCUAUGGAGGCUCUGACCCCCACUCAGCUGUAUUAGGGAACCAAUCUAUUCAUAUUCAUAAAAUGACACAGUGGCCAACAAUCCCUCGGAAUUUACCAAAGAUACUUCGUCCCUUGAUGCUUUUGCUCAAGCCGUUGAUUCAGUUUCUUAUGCUUCUUUGGUUUCUUUGUGUCAAAAUACCUGCUCCUGAUGUUUUUAUAGUGCAGAAUCCACCUUCUGUCCCAACUUUAGUGGCUGUAAAGUGGGCAAGCUGGUUGAGGCGUUCUGCAUUUAUUGUUGAUUGGCAUAAUUUUGGAUAUACUUUGCUAGCAUUGUCUCUCGGAAGAAGUAGUGUUUUUGUGGCAAUAUACCAUUGGUUUGAGAAGCAUUUUGGGAAGAUGGCAAAUGGUUCCUUAUGCGUGACAAGGGCAAUGCAACAUGAAUUGGCACAAAACUGGGGAAUUAAUGCUGCAGUUCUUUAUGACCAGCCUCCUGAGUUUUUUCGCCCCACUUCCCUUGAGGAGAAGCACAAGUUGUUUUGUAGGAUACACAGCCAUCUUAGUCAGCCUUAUGGUCUUCGAGAUUGCAUCAGCCAUGGAAUGGUAGAAAUUGGGAGCCGUGAUUUGAAUAAAACUCUAUUUACAGCUCAGGUUGACAAUGACAUUUUCUUGAAGCAUAACAGGCCAGCAGUUAUAGUUAGCAGUACAAGCUGGACUCCAGAUGAAGAUUUUGGCAUUCUUUUGGAAGCAGCAGUUAUGUAUGAUAGACGUGUUGCUGCAUUAUUAAAUGAAGAUGACUCAACUGGGGAAGAGGUUCUAUGGAAGGAAAUUUAUGAUGGGAAGCAGUUCUUGUACCCAAUGUUGUUAUUUAUCAUUACAGGUAAAGGACCUGAAAAGGAAAAAUAUGAAGAGAAAAUAAAGAAACUGAACCUCAAACGUGUAUCAUUUCGUACCAUGUGGUUAUCAGCUGAGGAUUACCCUUUACUUCUUGGAUCAGCAGACCUAGGUGUGUGCCUGCAUACCUCGUCAUCUGGCUUGGAUCUUCCAAUGAAGGUUGUUGAUAUGUUUGGCUGUGGACUGCCUGUUUGUGCUGUUUCAUACUCUUGCAUAGAGGAACUUGUAAAAGUUGAAAAAAAUGGCCUGCUUUUCUCAUCAUCUUCAGAGCUAGCUGAUGAACUCUUGAUGCUUUUCAAGGGUUUUCCAGAUGAAUGUAAUGCUUUAAAGUCCUUAAGGGAUGGUGCAUUGGAGAUGGGGUCUUCCGCCAGGUGGGCAACAGAGUGGGAAAAGAAUGCCAAGCCGUUAAUAUCCGAGGUUAUUGGGAGAUUCGCUUGAUUUCUGUUUUCAGCUGAAAUGGAUUCGGGUCUGUUUCAUAACUGAAAGUUGGUAGCAUCUGCAAUUCCAGGUUUAAUUCUUCCCAAGCUGGCACGGUUAACAUUGGGUAGGCUCUGCUUACCCUAUUUCCAUGUAUUCAAAGGGAACUACAUUAUUUGAGGAUUUUUUUUUUUUGGUUUAAAUAUAGAGAAAAUUAAAUGUUGUAUGGAACUGAUUAUUGUUGAUGAAGGGAAGCUGCCAAAAAGUACUACUGAAUUAUGAAAGGGCUAGGGAAUUUUGUAUUCAAUAUUGUUCAUUUUAACAGUUCCACAACUUCACUGCUUUGGUGUUUGUAAUUGAUUGUGAAAGUGACCGGACAUCAA
Messenger RNA from Camellia sinensis, 1969 nucleotides. RefSeq names its product UDP-Glycosyltransferase superfamily protein. Gene Ontology annotation, cellular component: endoplasmic reticulum. The record is from RefSeq and is a predicted model, not a curated record. NCBI's taxonomy places the organism in Eukaryota, Viridiplantae, Streptophyta, Magnoliopsida, Ericales, Theaceae. Gene Ontology annotation, molecular function: mannosyltransferase activity.